Molecule: messenger RNA, 5181 nt
Organism: Trichoderma gamsii
Lineage: Eukaryota; Fungi; Ascomycota; Sordariomycetes; Hypocreales; Hypocreaceae
Exons: 7
Coding region: 1-5181 (1726 amino acids)
Biological process (GO): fungal-type cell wall (1->3)-beta-D-glucan biosynthetic process
Cellular component (GO): cytoplasm; fungal-type cell wall
Molecular function (GO): protein binding; 1,3-beta-glucanosyltransferase activity
Source: RefSeq, a predicted model, not a curated record
AUGGGCUUGUCCAAGCUCUCCGUUUCCCUGCUCGCCCUGGCCAGCAGCGCCAUUGGAGCUGAUCUUCCCUCCAUCACAGCCAAGGGCUCCAAGUUCUUCUACCCCAACGGCACCCAGUUCUUCAUCAAGGGUGUUGCGUACCAGCAGGAUGUUGGCCAGGCCGGCACCACCAGCUCCUCUGGCAACUCUACCUUCAUCGAUCCCCUCUCCAGCGAGGCCAACUGCAAGCGUGACAUUCCGCUGCUGCAGCAGCUCGGCACAAACGUGAUCCGUACCUAUGCCAUCGACCCCACGGCCGACCACUCGGCCUGCAUGAAGCUGCUCGAGGCUGCUGGCAUCUACGUCUUCUCCGAUCUGGGCGAGCCCUCGCUGUCCAUCAACCGCGACUCCCCCAGCUGGAACACCGACCUGUUCGCCCGCUACAAGGCCGUCGUCGACGAGAUGCAACAGUACUCCAACGUCAUCGGCUACUUCGCCGGUAACGAGGUCUCCAACGCCAAGAACAACACCAUGGCCUCUGCCUUUGUCAAGGCCGCCGUCCGUGACACCAAGGCCUACAUCAAGUCCAAGAAGUACCGCUGGCAAGGUGUCGGCUAUGCCGCCAACGACGACGUCGACAUCCGCUCCCAGAUGUCCGACUACUUCAACUGCGGUGACCAGAGCGACGCCAUUGACUUCUGGGGCUACAACAUCUACUCCUGGUGCGGUCAGAGCUCCAUGCAGAAGUCUGGCUAUGACACCGAUACCAAGUUCUUCGCCAACUACUCUGUCCCCGUCUUCUUCGCCGAGUACGGCUGCAACCUGCCCAGCGGCGCUGCCGACCGUAUCUUCCAGGAAACUGCUGCUCUCUAUGGUGACGAGAUGUCUGCUGUCUUCAGCGGUGGUAUCGUCUACAUGUACUUUGAGGAGGCUAACGACUAUGGUCUGGUCAAGGCUAGCGGCAGCUCCGUCACCAAGUUGAAGGACUUCAGCGCUCUCCAGUCUCAGGUUGCCAAGGUCGACCCCAAGGGUAUUGACUCCGCCGACUACAAGCCCACCAACGAGGCCGCCAAGUGCCCUGCCCUGACUUCCACCUGGCAAGCGUCCGACAACCUGCCUCCUACCCCCGACGCUGGUCUCUGCUCUUGCAUGCAGGCUUCUCUGUCCUGCGUCCGCGCCUCCGGCCUCGAAUCCAAGGACUUCGGUGACAUCUUCAACUUCAUCUGCGGCAACAACCCCACUGUCUGCGCCGGUAUCAACGGCAACGCCACCAGCGGAGUCUACGGUGCCUACAGCAUGUGCGACGACGGCGCCAAGCUCGACUACGUCCUCGACACCUACUACAACUCCCAGAAGAAGGCCUCCACUGCUUGCGACUUCAACAGCCAGGCCCAGGUCGUCAGCGCCAAGCCCCAAGCUACCUGCUCUGCUGCCCUGGCCUCCGCCAGCAACAUCAACAAGCAGGCCGCCACUGCUACUGGCCCCGUCAACGCCGGUGCCACCGGUGGCAGCUCCACCAGCGGUGGUUCCAGCACCAGCAGCAGCGCUGCCGUUGCUGGCCGUCCUGCUGCCUACCUGCUCAGCAUGGGCGAGAUGUCCAUGGCUCUGUACAUGGGCGUUGCCGUGCUCACCGGUGCUAGCAUGAUCCUCCUCAAAUGCAACGACAACAUGAGUGAAGAGAGCUUCUUUGAGAGGUCAAAGAAGAAAUGGAAAAAGUUUCAGCAGCGUGGGCGAUCUCCGCGGGCAAGUACUCUGCCAGCUACAAGCCAGCUCUCCGCACCAACGCAGCCUUCCACAUCGUUGGACACUUUGUCAAUAUCGGCACCGCCUUCUCCAGCUAUUGAAGCGUCAAAGCCCAUUAUCAUAGUAUCGACGCCGGACAUUGCGGCCAGACAACAGGAUCCUUCAGAAGGUCUUUGGAGCAAAGCUUUCGAAAGGUCAAGCAAAGAGACCAAGAAUUGGAUUCGAGAACACAGUCUCGACCUUUCUGAGCAAGCGAAGCCGGAAGACCAUAUUAAGGACAUCAUUCGACUUAUUGAAAGCAACACGCUAUGUACAGAUCAAGACGGCAAUUCGAAGAUUGAUAUUAAUUAUCAGAAGAUUGUCUUUCGUGAAUACAUUGCGGAUGUUGCUGCGUUUCUUACCAUGGCGGGCGAUAUUGCUAUUAACUUUGCGCCGCCACAAGCCAGCGCGCCUUGGGCUAUUGCGAAAGCGAUGCUGAAAAUUCCCGUCAAACAAAGCGACCAGAUGGCAGCCCUUGCCGGGACAGUUCAGUGGUUCGCUCGCAUAGUUCGCAGAGGCCAGCUAUACGAGCUACUGUAUAACAUAGAGAUGACUGAUAAAAACGCCGUGCUAAACUUGCAUGACGCCCUCUUAGAUGUAUAUGUCGCGGCAAUAGAGCUCCUCACGCGUUCCGAUAGCCUGAUUGGAGGCGGGAUGGCCAAGCAGACGCUUAAUGCCAUUCUUAGGCCAGAGCAGGCCACAGGACUUGUUGCAGAUUUGUUCCAAAAGGAACAGAAGCUUUUACAAGAAGUUACAGUCUGUGAAGCUUCUCGAAAUGAAAUUGCCGGUAGACAAGCCGAUGAGAAAGCAAGAGACUUGCUCUUUAGCGUGAAUAAGCUCUCGUCGCCGCUGACACGAGUUGAUGAGGGAGUCAUGGAUAUUCGGGAAAUGAUUGACGAGGACCGACUGCGGGGGCUUUUACAGUUUAUCAGUCCGGAAGGGCAUGGCAAAAGCCACGUCGAUAUUGCAGAUUCGAGAAUCGACGAUACAGGUAAUUGGUUGAUAGAGCAUGAGGGAUUUCGCGCCUGGCAGGCUAUACCUUCAUCAUCAACGAUAUUGUGGCUCAAAGGAACCGUUGGCACCGGCAAGACAUAUCUCACCUGGCGGGCGAUUGAGUAUGUCAAGGCGACAUUGGAAGAAGGAUCUGGUAACGAAGGAUUUGCCUUCUUCUACUGCAGCCGAUCAGCAACUUCGCUGCAAGAUCCGCUGGUGAUUCUGAGAAGUUUUGUUCGCCAGCUGUUUGACAAGGGAUCCGAAAAUGGCUAUAACCGCGUGAUUCUGAAACGCAAAGUAGCGGAGAAUGAAGGGCGGAGUCUGGGACUGAAGGACUGCACAGAGCUAAUUUUGGAGCUUAUCAGUCUCUAUUCCAAGUCAACCAUUAUUCUUGAUGCUUUGGACGAGACCAGCGCGACGAGUACGAACCAGAACUUGGCAGAGAUUCUCAUUGGCAUACUAGACAAGGCCAAGAAACCGGUUAAACUGUUUAUAUCUAGUCGUCCGGACCGAGAAUACCUGCAGGCGUUUAAAGCUAACGCUACAAUUACUAUCGAAUCCAACAAUCAACAAGCAGACAUUGAAAAAUACUUGGAGGACAGACUUUACUCGACUUUGUCGUUUAAACAACGUCAAAUGGAAACUCAGUCAUUAAUCCGAAAUGUUUUUUCGUCGAAGAAUAGCACCAUAUCCUGGGCCACUACACUGCCCAGUACUCUGACAGAAGCGUACGAUCAGCUGUUUGAUGAUAUGAGAAAGCAUGACGAACACGAUGUAGCCUUGGCUGAGCGUGCCAUCAAGUGGGUGCUAUGCUCUGUUUUACCACUUAGCUCCGAGGCAUUGUUGGAAGCCAUUCGCUAUUCGCUACAAGGGUCAAUGGUGGUUCAAAAAGACAAACAGACUGAGCAACAGAUAUUAUCCCUCUGCCGAGAUCUGUUAACUAUUGAACCAAAACGCAAGGUGUGGGCACUGCCCCACGCGUCUGUCGCUGAAUACUUUGAGCUAAAGGGCAUAACUCUAGCAGAGUGCGAUUUAUUUGCUUCCAAGAUAUUACUUGAUUGUCUUGUGAACUUUGAGCCGGAGACAUUAAAGCGUGUGGCAAAGUUGUGGCCAGUUCGGAGCUUUGAGCAGUAUGUUGUCUACGCAUGGUUUCUACACGUCGAACGAUAUGACAAAUGGAUCGGUUCACAAAAGGGUGCGAAUGCAGACCCAGACCUUUUGAUGGCUCUCAAAAGAUUCCUUGGAUCGCCCCAAGAAAGCAGCGAUUACUAUAGACGAUGGAUUAACAACGCUGAGACCCUCAUCGAUAAGGGAAGAAGAUAUCCUGAUGGACGAAUCGGCUAUUCAGUAAAAACCGAGCUAUUGCCCAGUGAUAUGGCAUUGUGUGCUAUGUGCCGAUAUGGCUUCUACUACACCUUGCGAGAUUGGUGGGAGGGAUCCAAAAUCAGCAAGGAAAUGGUGCUCAGAGAGUGCAAACUCGGUUACACACCGCUUAUUCAUGCAGUCCAUAGCGGGUGCAUGCCGAUUCUCAAACAUUUGAUCAAAUUAGGCGGCACAGAUUACUCGCCAUCUGAAAGAUGCAAAGCCGUGGACAAAGCCAUGGCUUAUGAACAGUGGGAUGUCGCAACCUUGCUGAUGACGGAGGCGACAAUCGACAUCAACAAUGUACAUGGCGGAUAUACCGAGACUCUCGUCCAACAGGCUGCGAGAACCAACCCUGAAAAGCUGCAAUGGCUGAUAGACCAAGGCUGGGUAGACGCGAAUAGGGAGAGCGUCACAGAGUUUGGCAGCCCCUUGAUUGCAGCCGCCUGUGUGCUAAACAUACAGUCAGUUGAGAUUCUGCUCAAGGCCGGUGCAGACGCAAACGCUUCUGUGGAAUGCGGCAAAUACGACACUGCUCUUGACGCAGCAGCUUCUAGCUAUGUCUUUGACGAGCAGGAACUCGUCGAAAUCGUCCAGCUAUUACUCGCCAACGGCGCAGACGCCAACAAGCCCUUGAAGAAAAGCCGGUAUGGCAGCGCAUUGGAAACGCUAAUUUGUCUCAACUUUGACGACAUCAACAUCCUGAAAGAGCCGUUGGACAUGUUGCUCAAAGCUGGUGCUGAUCCGACAAUGGUGUUUGAAAGAGGGCAUUACGGCAGUGCCUUUGCCGCCGCUGCGUUCCAUGGACUUACAGAGCUGCUCGUUGCCAUGAUUGGGGCUACGAGCAAAGAGCGGGCGGUGGAAUGUCUCCGCUUGGGGAGACAUCCUGAUAAAUGCGUCUUGGGGUUGAAGAAGACGGCUGAGAAAUGGAGGGAGGGGAGAGCGGAAACUGUAAAGUAUCUUGGUGGUGAAAUGGGGGUGGAUGAAGAGACGCUGCGGAAAAUUGGGCUGUGGGAUGUCACGCCUGAAACGAGACAGGGCGAGUAUUAUAUAGCUACAUUAUAG